ACAGGUGAUGUUUAACAAAUGGAAGCCCUUCUGGGUGAUAUUGCUGGAAGAUGGGAUUGAAUACUACAAGAAAAAAACUGAUACCAGUCCCAAGGGAAUGAUUCCACUGAAAGGAUCUGUCAUUGUUAACCACUGCCAGGAAUUCAACAAAAGACUGCUUGUCUUCAAGAUGACCACUUCUAAACAGCAGGAUCACUAUUUCCAAGCCUCCCACUUUGAAGAACGUGAUGCUUGGGUGAAAGAUCUAAAAAAGGCAUCAAAAUGUAUUCAAGAAGGACAGAAGUUUGCUAGAAAAUCCACAAGGCGUUCCAUCAGAUUACCAAGC
Staurois parvus is the source of this 325-nucleotide messenger RNA. The record is from the annotation of a GenBank genome assembly. Lineage: Eukaryota; Metazoa; Chordata; Amphibia; Anura; Ranidae.